Messenger RNA from Penicillium taxi, 1575 nucleotides. RefSeq lists its product as uncharacterized. Bases 1 to 1575 code for a protein of 524 amino acids. Lineage: Eukaryota; Fungi; Ascomycota; Eurotiomycetes; Eurotiales; Aspergillaceae. The record is from RefSeq and is a predicted model, not a curated record. The transcript has a single exon.
AUGUCCAUACCUCGGCAAUAUAGCCCCUCACAAUCCAACACACCGCCCCAACAACUACAGAGCAACAACUUCGACCUUCUCGUUCCAACUGCUCCACAAUACCAAUCGAUAGGAAUUACAAACUCUAUACAGUCUAUGGCAGGCACACAACAUGAGUUCUCCAACUCUCAUCGCCCUCAGGGGGUUAAUAAUAUGGGUUCCACGUCCAAUCUGCGCAGUAGUGUACCGCCAUCUCUUUCUGUGCCGAUGGUUGUCAUUAGGAAUAGCGGAAUGAACAAUACCUCAGCGGGUAAUGCAGUUGAAAGCAACAGAAAUCAAAACCCACAUUGCGAGACAGAAGUACUUACAGAUCGAGAUAUCUUCUACAUGCCUGUGGGCGCACAAGCUAGUAGGCAAGAUAUCCUCGCUACCGAUGCUUAUACAUCCGUGAGGGAGAUGCGAGGUAUGAAGCGUGAGCAUCAUGACGGGGAAGAGAGUCAGGGUGCCCGAAAACAUAGCAAGCGACUCACGACGAAGGAGGAAAUAUCACUUUUUGAGAUUUGCAAUAACCACGCAGGCGGAUUUGGAAAGCGAAGUGAUAUAUGCAAUUGGUGGAAGAAUAUUGCAGAGCAGUUUGCGUUGGUGAAUGGGAGACCAUAUUCGUGGCAUUCGGUGCGCAGGAAGGUGGAAAUGGCAACGAAACAGAGAGUCAAGUUCUUGGAAGAGCAGCAACAACGACAACAUGGUCUUUCUCCUGAUAUUCCCGCUAAAGACAUUAUGAAUCCCCAGUGGGUUGCUGUUCUCGAUACUUGGAUUCCUACCUGGCAGCGGUGGCUGGAGGCUGAGACAAGGCGGAUUGCGAAGCGAGAUGAGAUGCUUCGAAGACGGUCUGUUCCCAAACCUGCAGGUGGGCUUUGGAAAGCUUAUGACCCAGCUGUUCAUGUUGGGAUGAACUCUCCUGGUAGCCCUGCGCUUCCAAAGGAGAACACGACAUCUGCUGCUCAAAUGACAACCUACUCAGUAACUACUCCUGUUGCCAGCGCGAAUACACUCAGCAAACCUUCCACCUCAUUUUCAAGUGGUGUUAAACUACCUCCUGGGUUUGAGACAAUGUUUUCCAAUUUUACUCAGCCUACGAGACAGCCUGCGCCAUAUAUACCUUUACCACUAUCUGAAGCACUGGGAUCGGGAUCGGGAUCAGCUUCGGGUUCGGGCUCAUUAGAUCCAACCCCACCACCAGAUACCCACCCGAUAACCGCGAUUGAUACCAUAGGCAAACUGAAAGAACACCAUUUCGACACACCCUCAGGCGACAGUUCAGACCCGCGCUCUUCUCCAGUCAUCUCAGCAUUGAUACAAGCAUCCGAACCAGCUGAGACCGAAUCCUCUCGUCAAGCAAUACAAUAUGAACCAGCCGCUUCAUACAAUUUAAAUUCGGCAGAUCUUUAUCGAAUGAAGGAGGAGCUACGCAAGGAGAUCAAAGCUGAACUGCGCCAGGAACUAUACGAUGGUCGGGGUGCGCUGGAAGAGAAGCUCGACUCGGUACAAAGAACCCAAGAUAUGAUUCUUGAUAUGUUGAGACAGGAACCUACUUGA